CAAAACCCUAUUUUCCUUUUCCUCUGCGUACGCUUUUCUCAUUCUUUUAUAUUAUAAAAUCCCAAGUGAUUCCCGCAGUUUUAUCUGCGAAAGCCAAACUUCUCUCUGUCACUCUCUCUCUCUUGUUUUUUGCUUUCUUCUGAGACUCUGCUUUCGCUUCCUGUCAUUAUCAGCUCUCACGCAGCACCGAUCAUCUAGGAAGAUGGCGGAAUACAUGGGGGGAGGAGCGGCGGCGGUGGUGGUUGGGAGGGGAGGGCGGGAGUGCGCCGCGACGUCGGAGGACGAGGAGGCGGAGAGCGGAAGCACGGGUGGAGGGUGUACUCCCGGCAGUGCAGCUGGGAGAGUGCAGAGGAGCGCUGCGACAGCGGCGGCGGCGACGAUGGGGACGAUCGACGUGGCGCGGAAGCCACGCGGCCGCCCUCCGGGCUCCAAGAACAAGCCGAAGCCGCCCAUCGUGAUCACGCGCGACGCGGAGAACGCCAUGCGCCCUCACGUCCUGGAGCUUGCCGCCGGCUGCGACGUGGUGGAGAGCGUCGCCCGCUUCGCGCAGCGCCACCACCUCGGCCUCUGCGUCAUCAGCGGCCGGGGGACGGUUGCCAAUGUGUCGCUUCAUAACUCUACGGCCGUGGCCUCCUCCGGACGAUCUCCGGCCGGCACCAUUACCUUUCACGGCCGCUUUGACAUCCUCUCACUCAGCGGGACCUACCUGCUUCCCUCCUCUCCCUCAUCCCCUCCUGCCUCCUCCUCGUUCACCAUCAGCCUCGCCGGAGCCCAGGGCCAGGUCGUCGGUGGAACAGUCGCCGGCAGUCUGGUGGCUGCCAGCCCCGUGGUCCUCAUUGCAGCUGCGUUCAACAACCCCUCUUUCCACCGGCUGCCGGCGAAUGACGAUGAAUCCGGCGACGCCAGGACAAGUAGUGGAGGUGGUGGUAACGGCGUUAAGAAGGAGACCGAUGCGGAGAUGGAAGCGUGCUCCAUGUCGAUGUAUAACCCACUGAGUUGUCAACUUCCUCACCAUGACGCCUUCACGUGGGUGCCCCCCUCUUCUUCUAGGCCUCCUCCUUACUGAAACGAAUGAAUCUCUCUCUCUCUCUCUCUCUGUGCAUGGGAGAUGGCCAUCCAUGGCCGUAUCAUGCAUACGUUGUUAGAUACGCUCAAUAUCAGUUUGGUCUUUUCCUCCAUUGUUCGCUUGGCUGGAUUGCUAUGACGUUGUACUUACUAAUAUUUAAUCUUGUAUCAGCCUGACCUUUCUACUGAUAUACCACACUCUUCCUUGUGUUUCAAAGACUUAAUUUAUAGCUAAUAUGGGUCAGCUAGUGAUACGUAUGAGAGAGACAGAGACAGCAGUGUAUGCCCUCUUCUAUUUCUUAGAGAAAGAGAA
This is a messenger RNA of Nymphaea colorata (pocket water lily), 1378 nucleotides long. RefSeq names its product AT-hook motif nuclear-localized protein 17-like. Lineage: Eukaryota; Viridiplantae; Streptophyta; Magnoliopsida; Nymphaeales; Nymphaeaceae. The coding region runs from base 203 to 1066 and encodes 287 amino acids. Gene Ontology annotation, cellular component: nucleus. The record is from RefSeq and is a predicted model, not a curated record. The transcript has a single exon. Gene Ontology annotation, molecular function: minor groove of adenine-thymine-rich DNA binding; DNA-binding transcription factor activity.